AAUCCCUCAAAUUGCUUCGAUUUCGGAGAUAUCAUUUUCUAACCCGGUCACUAUCUAUAAGUAAAAAAAAGAAAGAAAACACGUAGAAAGGAAUUUAAACUUCCUCGUUCUGACAGCGGAUUUUAGUCUCUAGCAUCAGAUUGAAAAAAAGGAAAAAAAAAAAAACCAGCGUACUUAGUACUUCAAACAUCCCGGAAGAGAAAUGGAUUUCCUGGGGUAUAAAUGUCAGUAGUCAGGAAAAAAAAAAUAAGGUAUAACUAGUAUAAUUUACAGUACCUUACUACGAUGGGUGGACUCUCUGAAAUAUUACAACUGACACUUUUAGUAAUUUGCAUUUUAUCUUCCUAUUUAUCAUCAACAACUUCGGAAGAUCAAAGUACUUUUUCUUCCUCAUCAGAACAUUCAUCGUCACUUUUUUCGUCAUCAAUAAAAAAUGAUUUAACUACUUCAUCAACUAAUGUACCAACAACAACAACAGAGAUAUCUACCAAAGGCGAAGACCAAAAUAGCUUAGCGACAAAUGCUAGAACAAUGCAAACAUCAGAAACUACAACAAUAGAACCAAUUACAACACAAGAACAAACAACAGAAAAAGUCACGAUGAGCACGAACAUUGAUAUGAAAAACAACACUGCAAAGUUGGAUGUUUCAUCAAUAGCAAGUACAUCUUUAACUUCGGGAACAUCAUCAAAAACAUUUUCAACUUCGACAACAUCAUCAACAACACAAAAUACUACAACACCACCAGCUACAACUGCCCCGACAACAAAGUCAAAAACAUCAGAAAGUAUUUCUACAGAAAUAUCACCAAAUAUGACGUCAGUAGAAUCAACAAUAACUUUGACUUCAGUAGGAUCAACUUCAACUAUGACACUUUCAGAAUCAUCAUCGCCAACUACGACGUCAGAAGAAUCACAAUCAACUAAGACACCAACAGAAUCAUCAACUAUGGAACCUACAACAUCCUCACCAGCUAUUACAACAAAUUCAUCAACUAUGAAACUGACAGAUUCCUCAUCAGCUAUUACAACAAAUUCAUCAACUAUGAAAUUGACAGAAUCCUCAUCAGCUAUGACAACAGAAUCAUCAACAACUUUAAAAACAACGGAAUCACAAGCAACUACAAUAUCAACAAAAUCAUCAACACUAGAAGUUACGAAAUCGCCAACCACAUUAGCGUCAUCCUCAAAAGAGGGGACAACAGACUUGACUACCAACCGCUAUAUCAAUGAAAUUGAUAGCCUUUACUCAAAUAUAUCAGAACUGAAUGGCAGAAUUACAUCACUGAGAGCAGCGGUUGCAGUGCUGAGUGUGAUUUUAGCAAUGGUUGUGGUCGCAUGUAUUCUUUACUUUAUAAGACAAAGAAUGCGUCCUGUAAAAUCUCCAUUUGAAGAAAUGCAUGGAGAAAAAGUUGACGUGGAGCGUUCGAAAGAAGAGGUGACCAGAAGACCAUACUUCAAUAUUGCACACAAUCCUUACAGAGAAAGCACAGCGUCUUUGGGGGAUGAGAGUAUCCCUGCGUCUUACUCUGCAACCUUUAAACCUCAAGAAAACGCAGAAGCGAGAGCCAAUGCUUCACAAGGGAUAGUCAUGGAAGAAAUACCCCUUAAUGAUAGCCUUAACAAUAGUUUUGCCUCACCAGUUAUUCAAAAUCAAGAUAUGGUCGCCCGGGACAGUAAACUCUCCUCACAGUCUAUUGAGUUGAUGUUCUGUCAUCCAAUAGUCAUUGCCUUGUUUAUGGCGAAUACACCACACUCAGGCAUCGUGGAAAUGGCAAGAUUAUUCUUUACAUACUUGAGCAUGUCUUUUGUAAGUACAAUCAUGGCUUCGACAUCUCCAGAACCAACAACUGUCCUAAUGAUGAGUUCAGAAACAGAUGAAUCACCAUUCAAUACAUCAGGGAUGUUUACAACAACUACAAGAGCAGCGUCUGCUGAAACAGAAUCAACACCAUCUUCUUCAACAUUAAGUCCUAUAUCAGAAGCCAUCACAGACUUUUUAACUUCAAUCAAUACAAAAACUACAUUAUCAACAACAUCUGAAAAGAGCAGUGAUAUGCCAACAGUUACAGACAUUCAAACAACAGUCAACAGUACUAAUACAAAAGAGAAAAGUCGCUCUUCUAUUUCUACUCAAGAAUCAACUAGUCGUACAUUCUCAUCAACAACUUCAAAAAAUCCCUCAACUACUUUGCAAGUAGAUACCGCCACUUCGAAAUCCAUGGGGUCAUCGACAAUUAAUCUUUUAGAGGGACAGAUAAACAAACUGAAAAACCAGAUUGCAGAUCUGGAUGAAGAAAAAAGAUAUCUUUUGAUAGCUGUGAUUGCUCUGGGAUCCGUUCUAUGCAUCUUGUUGCUUCUUAUUUUAGUGGUUUGUGUAAGAAAACGCAGGAAUAGAUUGAGAACUCCAUAUGAACAGUUUGAGAUUGAUGUAGUGGGCGGUCCGUAUAUGACACGAGAGCCGGUUAUAAAACAAGAAGCCAUUUUCAGGCCAAGCACUGCAUCAUUAGGGGAUGGUCCACCACAGGAUAACCAAAGGUUGGAGACAUUCUCCCGUGCAGAAGAAAACAAACAGCGUCUGAGUAUGUUACAAAUGAUUAAAGACGGAUUGGCCACCUCUGACCGCUACACUUCUAAUCCGGAAGUUCUUGCUGACGUCACAGUAAUCCAAAACAUGGAUGAGGGUACGAAGCAAAAUACAGAUCCAGCAAAUCCUGGAGGACAUCAUGAUAGUAAAAAUACCACACAAAAUAAAGAUUCAGUCAAUCCUGAUGGAAACCAUAUAAGUAGAAAUACAGAAACAUUUGCACAGAAAGGUGGUGAAGGUGGACAACUUGCUGUAGAGUCAUUGGAUAAAAAGAAAGAACCCGAGGCACCUGUUGAACUUCUAAUUGAUAUUAGUGAGGACAAGCCAUCAACACAACUUAAUGAAUCUUCUCAACAUACGAAUGAAAACUUUCCUCCUCCUCCUCCACCACCACCACCACCAGCACCAGUAGCGCCACCAGCACCAGUACCGCCACCAGCACCAUCACCACCACCAGCGCCGUCACCCCAAGAAAUGAAAUAAUCGGGAUCAUAUGUACAUGAUGUACAACAUAAAGCAUAGUUCAGUGGAGAGAACAAUUCCAAUACAAAAAAAUUGUGAUGGACCCCAAAUUGAAAGCACGGAUAUUGUCGAUAAAUAAUGUCAGUUACAAGAUGAAAUGUCAAAGUCAUAAGAAGCAGGUGUGUGGAAUAAUGAACUGAGAAUGAAAUUUAACCUACGUCACUAAAGGUUUUCAAAAUGUUUUGAGGAAAACACUCAUGUAUACUUUGCAUUAUUCAGCAUAUAUUUUUGUAAGACUAUAUUUCAUAGGUUUUUCAUAUUGCAACAGUGAUAUGUACAUAUACUGCACUUCUUAUUCCUUUCCAAUAAUCCAAUUUCUCAUUAUCUGGCUUACAUUAAUUACAUCCCUCCAGAACUAAUUGUUUGCUGCAAUAACCAGAAAUGAAGUGUUCCUUCCUGCAAUGUUAUUCUUUUAACAGGAAGGAUCUAGAGUUAUAUACAAUAGGUUUUUAGCACUAACUGGAAGAUAAAACUAUAUUUGAAAGAAGGAUUUUUAUUUUUCGUGAACAACACAUAAAAUGAGGUCAUACCAACCUUUAUAUGCUGUAUUCUAAAUGCAUCUGCCCACCCCGAAAUCCGCAAAUUCUUAAGAAUACAGCAGGUAUGAAGAUACCAUUCACACAGCAAUAUGGAAAUCACAUAAUUUUUUAAAGAAAUUUAGGAAAACUAUAUUUAAAGGAGACACAUUAGUCUCAAACAAGUUUACCACAUCGUUUUAUCGCCUUAAUGAAAUACAUUAAAACAAGCUUAUCAUGAUGUGCCUAGUACAAACAAUCGUUAUCUUAAAUAUUUUAUUGAAAAAAAUUCU
Molecule: messenger RNA, 3916 nt
Organism: Saccostrea echinata
Lineage: Eukaryota; Metazoa; Mollusca; Bivalvia; Ostreida; Ostreidae
Product: mucin-2-like
Exons: 12
Coding region: 286-3069 (927 amino acids)
Source: RefSeq, a predicted model, not a curated record